UUAGCUAGUUUCGUUCUCCGCUGUGGCCACACAAAUGUGCAUCUACGAUGGCCACAUUGGGCCUGUCAAAAGUGUUCAUACUGGAUAAAUACUUUACGGAAUUGCAAAAGUUUUGGGAGACCGAGAAGAAGCUGCAGGAUGCCUCAUCGUCCAAUGAGGCUGUGCACCUACAGCAGCGGCUCAAGAGUCUGAGCACUGAGCUGCUGGUCAUGCGCAAUCGGCUGCAUGUGGAGAGUCAAGGACAUGGCCGGGCCAACGAUGUGCAGCAUCACAGCAUGGGAGCAGGCGCUGGAGUUGCUCUAGGCGCAGGCGGUGCGAAGGCAGCCAACUACGACCUGAACGCAUCCAGUCCAAAUUUGAAUCUGGGCAAUGGUGGGCUGUCGUCCAGUGCAUUGCAGCAGCAUACCAACGGAGGUGGCCAGCAUACCCUGCCCAAGCAUGCGUACAAUUACAGUCAGACGUUGCCAAGCAAUUCGUGCUCCAAUGCUGUUAUCUCGGCUCGGAACACAUCCAUUCCGCAUCCGUUGCCACACCAGCUGAGUGAGAAGUCCGCUGUGGGUCAUCACAAGGGAAACAAUGCGGGAUUGGGUGCUACGUCGGCGUUGCCCCCAGCCCCCUUGCCGCACAGCCUCAAUGCCAGAUCCAAUACUCUGCCCAUGCGCAGCUCCACAGCCAACGCUCUGGUUGCCUCAGCGGCUUUGCAGUCGAACGGCCAACAGUUUCCCCAAUCAGCCAAGCACGUGAAUCCUUGCCAGAGCGUGAAAACCUUGCCGUUCGGUUUUGGCUUUGCAGCAUCCAGUGGCAAGCAGUCGCAGGUCAGUCGCCUGCCCAAGGACAUGCAGGAUCUGAUACAUCUGGCGGGCCCACUCACCGAGCAUGCCGUCAUGCAUACCCUGCAGGCGCGCUUCAACGAGCAGCGCUACUUCACUAAUGUGGGCUCAAUUCUGCUUUCGAUUAAUCCCUACCUGGAUGUGGGCAAUCCGCUGACACUCACUUCGACGCGAGACUUGCCGCUGGCACCACAGCUGCAGAAGAUCGUACAGGAGGCGGUGCGUCAGCAGAGUGAAACCGGCUAUCCGCAGGCCAUCAUCCUCUCGGGUACCAGCGGAGCAGGGAAGACAGCGAACGCCAUGCUCAUGCUGCGCCAGCUCUUUGCCAUUGCCGGUGGGGGUCAAGAGACGGAUGCGUUUAAGCAUUUGGCCGCCGCCUUUACAGUAUUACGUUCCCUUGGGUCUGCUCAGACAACGACUAACUCCGAGUCCAGCCGCAUUGGUCAGUUCAUAGAGGUGCAGGUGACGGAUGGCGCACUCUAUCGUACCAAGAUCCACUGCUACUUUCUGGACCAGACACGCGUCAUUCGACCUCUGCCCAAGGAGAAGAACUAUCACAUUUUCUACCAGCUGCUCGCUGGCCUCAACAGAGAGGAGCGCCAGAAGCUGCAUCUGGAGGGCUACUCGCCAGCAAAUUUGCGCUAUCUGCGUGGCGAUGUCGCCCAGAAUGAGCAAGAGGAUGCGGUGCGUUUCCAGGCUUGGAAGACCUGUCUGGGCAUAUUGGGCAUACCUUUUCUAGAUGUGGUUCGUGUCCUCGCUGCUGUCUUGUUGCUGGGCAACGUUCAGUUUAUCGAUGGAGGGGGGCUUGAGGUAGAUGUGAAGGGCGAAACGGAACUUAAUUCGGUGGCCAGUCUCUUGGGCGUGCCACCGGCGGCACUGUUUCGCGGUCUGACCACACGCACCCACAAUGUGCGCGGGCAGCUGGUGAAGUCGGUCUGCGGCGAUGGCGAUGCCAACAUGACGCGCGAUUGCCUGGCCAAGGCGCUCUACUGCAGACUGGUGGCAACGAUUGUGCGACGAGCGAACAGCCUGAAGCGCCUGGGCUCCACUCUAGGUACGUUGAGCUCAGACUCCAAUGAGUCUGUGCACAAUCAGGCGGAUGCAGCAUCUCAGCACGCAUCGACCAUUGGCGGCGGCAAUGCGGGCUCCAAAUCGAUGGCCGCAUUGAACAAUGCAGUGCGACACGCAACGGAUGGAUUCAUCGGGAUAUUGGAUAUGUUCGGAUUUGAGGAGCCAUCACCACACGCACAGCUGGAACACUUGUGCAUCAACUUGUGUGCCGAGACGAUGCAGCAUUUCUACAACACGCACAUAUUCAAGUCAUCCGUGGAGUCCUGCCGAGACGAGGGCAUUGUUUGCGAGACCGAGGUAGACUAUGUGGACAAUGUGCCAUGCAUCGAUCUGAUAUCCUCGCUGCGCACUGGCCUGCUGAGCCUGCUGGACAUGGAGUGCUCAGUGCGGGGCACAGCUGAGAGCUACGUGACCAAGCUGAAGGUGCAGCACCGCUGCUCUACGCGUCUGGAGACUAGAACCGCAUUAGAGCCGGAUGAUCCGCGACUCUUUGCGAUUCGACACUUCGCUGGACGCGUCGAGUAUGACACGACUGAUUUUCUGGACACCAAUCGGGACGUCGUGCCGGACGAUCUGGUCGCCGUGUUUUACAAGCACAGCUGCAACUUUGGCUUCGCUACGCAUCUCUUUGGAUCCGAGCUGAAGGCGCUUUAUGCCCAGCAGCAGGCACCACGUGGUCUCAGCUUCCGCAUCUCACCCACCUCGCACUCAGACCUACUCAACGGCGAUGAGCCCGUCUCGACACUCACUCAGGACUUUCAUACGCGUCUGGAUAAUCUGCUGCGCACCUUGGUCCAUGCUCGUCCCCACUUUGUGCGCUGUAUCUGUAGCAAUACAUUUGAGCAGCCGGGCAGGUUUGAGCGCGCGACGGUGGUGCGGCAGAUCCGAUCGCUGCAGGUCUUAGAGACGGUUAACCUGAUGGCCUCCGGAUUUCCGCAUCGGAUGCGAUUCAAGCAGUUCAAUGCGCGCUAUCGCAUGCUAGCUCCCUUCCGACUACUCCGACGCACCGAGGACAAAGCUCUAGAGGACUGUCAGCUAAUACUGCAAUAUGCCAUGGGCAUGGAGCAGUUACCCGUACAGGAUGGAUCCGUCACGUUGGCCUGGGCGCCGGGCAAGCGCCAUGUGUUCAUUAGCGAGGGCAUACGCCAGCAUCUGGAGCAUCUACGCACAGAGAUUCGGCACAAGAGUGCCACGCGAAUGCAGUCCACUUGGCGUGGCUGGUGGUGGCGCAAGAAGAUGGGCAACAGCCUGAAACAAUCCUGCCGCCCCGAUACCGGCCUAAUUGCUGCACUGCCUGCCAUUGCCAGCACCUGUGCCAAGCUGGUCAAUGCCCACAACAAUCCCAAUGGAAAAGUGACCUCUGCCGCUAUGGCCGCAUUAGCUGCGGUGGCUAGUGCAGCUCCUAGUACAGUGCCACGUCUCUCUGCGAAGUCCACAAAUCCAGCUCCGUGUCUGGGCAUUGGCGGCACUGUGACUCGCCCGCGACCACAGCCCAUUGCUGGCACCCCACCUCCAGAUCCGCAUGAGAAAUGCGACCAGAAGAUUAUCCAGCAAACAUGUAGCCUUUUCGGAUUAGAUUUGGAGCGACCACCACCCGUUCCGCUGUCACGGGCUUACACAAUCACAGCCAAUUCAAAGAAGCUGGGCUAUCCGCAGAGUCGGAUCAUGAAAAUGAAUUUUCCAGAGGACGCGCUAGCUAAUCCGGCUCCAGCUCUAUCGCCGACGGCCUCAGCCGAGCUGCAGCAGUUGAAAAAAGGAGACACCGUCACAGUUGUGGGCGCCUCCAGUGGUCGAGGUCACCUGAUUGUCGAGCACAAGGGUCAAACCUAUCAUGUGCCGUUUCAGUAUAUGGAGCUAGCGUCUGGUAGCAAUGCUCCCAGCAAUGCCAACCUGGGCAUUCAAUCCGCUUUGAUGUCAACUGGAGCGACUAACGGGGUGAAGAUAUAAUACGACUACACUGGCCAACAAGCUGUCAUGAAAUUUAAUCACAGCAUUAGACUAAACUUUUCCAAAGAUUGGGAUUUCAAUCUGAAUACUUCACGAUAUCUGUACCACACACUUAUUAUUUGGAAAAGUUUAGCCUGCUUUUUGUUUCUAACUCAUGUAGGCCUGUGUAAUUGAGCUAAUCGAAGAGUGAAUCCAACUAUCUGCGUCAAAGACUGUAAAUAACUGACUGUAGCAUAAGUAUGUAUAAGAAAACAGAAGGAAACAGAUUGUUUUUCUUCUAGUAUUGUCUAGAUGAUGUAAUUAGGCUUAAGCUGAUGUUCAUUAGUAUUAUUUGAUGCAUAUUACGAUAGGUUGUAGCUUCCAGUGCCAAUCAAGUGAGUUCUUCCAAUAAUAUUACUAAGCUCUAAGGUUAUGCUAUUGCACACAUUCUUGUAUAAUAAUUUGUAAGCUAUUUAGAAUUAGUUGCUUAUGAAGCCUCACCUACCAUAAUGUUAAAUUCAAACUGCGGUUCUUUAUUGUUACUCAAUCACAGCCUGAUUCAUGUCCACAAAGCGAAUACAUAUAGUAAAAUAGCAUUAUUCAUAAGUGCAUUACUGAC
Drosophila hydei is the source of this 4446-nucleotide messenger RNA. It is a transcript of the gene dachs, whose product is annotated as unconventional myosin-Ia. The coding region runs from base 48 to 3848 and encodes 1266 amino acids. Gene Ontology annotation, molecular function: cytoskeletal motor activity; ATP binding; actin filament binding. The record is from RefSeq and is a predicted model, not a curated record. The transcript has 7 exons. Gene Ontology annotation, cellular component: cytoplasm; vesicle; myosin complex. Lineage: Eukaryota; Metazoa; Arthropoda; Insecta; Diptera; Drosophilidae. Gene Ontology annotation, biological process: actin filament organization; vesicle transport along actin filament.